This is a messenger RNA of Protopolystoma xenopodis, 448 nucleotides long. The record is from the annotation of a GenBank genome assembly. Lineage: Eukaryota; Metazoa; Platyhelminthes; Monogenea; Polystomatidea; Polystomatidae.
AGUGCUGAGAGCUUCUUUAAAAGAAUUUUUGUGCCGCGUUCUUUGUUCAUCUGACAUGCCUCGGACAUAUGAUGAUGAAUUAAAGUACCUUGAAAGGCUCUCUCCAUAUUCAUGGAGAAUAAAAAAGGGUUUCGUGAAUAAUAUGAAGCCCAAGGUUGAGGGAAUAUUUUAUGUAAAUUCUCUGCUAGAAAAGCUCAUGUUUGAUGAGUUGAGAAAUUUUUGUCGGUCUGGGGAUUAUGGUGGCUUCCUCCCAGGAAUGAAGCAAAUAGCUAAUGUUGCAUCUCUUCCAGGGAUAGUGCAUCGCUCUGUUGGAUUACCAGAUGUUCACUCUGGCUACGGAUUUGCAAUCGGUAAUCGUUCACCCACAAGCUUUUUAUAUUUGCCAUCUAUAUUUUACUUGCCUAAAACCGUAAUUUGUUACUCAUAUUAUCGUCCACCGUUCAUUUAA